AUGGCAGAGCAGACUAGUCACGAUGUGGUAAACCAAACCCGGUCGGGCGGCGAGCCUUCGUCUUCCGACGUUCCUGCGAGCAAAAACGACAAGUACUCUGCUGAAGGGGGCGAGGGGAGGAUUACCAAAAUCGAAUUCAACUUUCAAAACAAAUCAGCCAACAAUAUAGAACCAUCUCAGCGUGACACAAGAACCAUGGACACAAGCGAGGCCGAGAAUUCUUCGGGUGAAGGAAACAAGGAUACUGGUAGAAAUGGGUCAGCUGCUGUGGCGACGAGAGCUCUGGAAUUAAACGGAGCGGCGUCUCUGUCCGAUGGUGGUGAAGAUGGUGGUUCUUUGGGUGGCUCAGAUACAGACACUAGUCGUAAUGAUGGCCGACAACAUCUUCGGACCGGUUCGAUCAAGAAGCCAACGGCUUUUAAGCCCGUGUCGUUUGCGAAAUUUUCAGUGCCCAAGGCGCCUGGAACUUCGACGACACCAAAACUUGGUGAGAAAUCGACUCUUUCGGUGACCCCGUCAAGCGCCUCACCACAACCCUCAACACGGCCGCGUUUGGUUGCGAAGACAACGAGUGGAUUGGGGUCGUCAUCGAAACAUGCAGCAGCUGGGUUGAAAGGCUCUUCUGGUGGUCCGGAUGCCAGCCAAGUCUGGAAUAAAAAUAGGCCCGCUCAACCGCCGCCCACGAAGCAUCUCACGGACGAAGAACUUAAACAACAAUAUGGUAUCCAUAUGACGUCUCGAAUUCAAGAAGAUGGAAAUGGAACAGAAUCAAAGUGGGCGGACAUUGAUGACGACGAGGAUGACUGGGCACCUGAAACUAUUGAAUGGAACGACGGCACGAAGAUCAAACUUACACAUACCGAAAAUACCCAGCCUCCGCCACAGGAAAUUCGCGAUCCCAGUGAAGCAAAUGAAAUUGCAAUACCGGCGCAACCUCCGGCUCGGGACAGUGCGAAGGUUCUCUUCUCCAAAUCGUCCACCACGGUUGGACCGAACGCAACGGUCUUACGCCUGGGAGCGAAUGCGGAAAGACAGCAACAGGCUAAGGCUGCUAUUGCCUCGCGGUCAGGGUCCGAUAAGCCUAUCUUGACGACAAAAUCCCCUGCACCGGUCCCAAUGAAGUCUCCAUGGGCUUCUCUACCCCCCGUUGAAAGGGUUUCACCGGUAAAUCCUCCUGUCCAAACAGUGCAAAGCCACCACACCGCUCGAUUUCAAGCUAGGGACCACACAAUUCCCGAUAAGAACGUGUCUACAAUACCUGCACGAGAGAUAGCGGCCGACGACUUCAAUCGCUCUUGGAGAGAGAGCCAAUCAAAUGUUCCCAGAGAACUCUUCAAUUCCCAGUCCGGCCGAUACGAGCCAGUGCCGGAUACGCGCAAAGGCCCCGCCCGUGAUGGUCAUAUGCGUCCCGCAACGGUUCUACAGAGGCCUGGUAAUAAUGAAGCUGGUGGCCCUGCAGAGCCAUCUGCUGCAUUCCAGACCUACAGAUCUAGCCACCAAGAGCCUGGUCAUUGGGGGCGUCGACGUGCUUCAUCAAACGUCAGUGGUGGUAGUGGGAGCUACGGACGUCGUAUGUCAAUCGGGCGACCAGACAAUCAGGGAAAGUUCUAUGAAGGUAGACGAGGGUCGCAAGUUAACGGUGUGGUAGAUCACUCAAUUUCACCGAGCGAAACGGUACAUUCGAAAGAUUUUAUGCCGUCUGAACAACCCGCAACCCAACCACCACCCAAUCAGACAUGGCAAUCCAAAACGAACAACAACACAGCUUAUGCGCCUCCCAGUAGCCAGCCGUCGACCUCAGAAGAAAUCAAGCAGGAUACUAACCAGGCUUCUGCCGAAGAUGUUAUCCUUAUGCAACAACGUAUUAUGAAAGAAAAGCGUCUAGAAGCUCGUCAACGAAGGCUAGAGCAAGAACAAAAGGAGGAAGCUGAACGUCGAGAACGCAUUCGCCUGAAGCUCGAAGCUCUGGGACCUGCUCCAGAUAAAGAGAAACAUACUGCGAAAGUUGACGAACAGCCCGAAUUAACGGCAGCAGCAAGCAAGGCAUCUCCCAAAGACCAACCUGCAACGGUGGGUGCACAACACAUCAUACAAUCUCCACCCAAGCCUCCUGUUCCUGAACCCAGCGGAGAGCCAAAACAAUAUGGAAUGAUGAAGGUUCAUCAUCCUGAGUCGGUGAAGAAAUUGGUUGCAGCCAAUGAACGAGCCACCGAGAAGCCGCUGGCAAUCAGUCGACGCAGCAUUUCUCCACAACGCGACGUCAAACAUGAGACAGUCAAGACCAAUGGAGUUUUGCAGGACGAAGCACUAUUGCCGAAAGAUCAAAAUGCCGAUUUACCCGCAUUGGAAGACAAGGAAUCACAAUGGAGAGCAAGUCAAAAUUCCUCAUACUCUCCUUGGGGAACCGGACCUAAGCUUAGCACUCACUCUUCCCCAAGUUCCAAUAUGUGGAAGCCUCUCAGCAGCGACAAGACACUUGGCAACGGUACUUUCGACCGUAAUUUGACCGCAUUUUCGCACGAUCUCUCUCUCCGUGGGCCUGCUGGGUUGGCCGAACCUUCUCCUAUUGGUUCAUUACAAAAUAUUGAUAAGACCACUAGUUCGCAACCGUUUGUUGGUGCGAGACUUGGAGCAGAACAUAAGCAGUCGUUAACUUCCAUUCCUCCAUCCGAUAGUGCUCAUGCGCCAUAUGAACCUUUCCAGCCUAUCGUGAGACCACGACCCAUUGGCCCUCCCAAUGCCCAACAUAGCCCCUGGCAAGCUGAUACCCGUCGAAAUGUUCAGGCAGCGACUUCGGCUUGGGGCAAUUUUCAUUCAGUCGCCGCGAAGCAAGAUGCUGAAACAAAUGCUAAGUUUCAGCGAGAAUUUGAAGCCAUGCGCGAUGAGCCUCCUGCCUCCCUUAAUGUCACUUUCUCUGAAACCUGGCGUCAGGUGCGGUCUGGAGAUCAAGUGAAUCAAAGGGAAGUGAUUGACGUGGUGAAAUCGACUAAAUCCACGGGAUCACUACCAGCACUUCAUGGAUUUGAUGCCUCUAUAGACAGCCUACCAUUCCCAGAAGCUCAACCUCGGCCGUUUGGCAAUGUUCCCAACCGCGGCUCUCGCUUUUUCCCUACUAUUACGGAUACUUAUCGAGGUCCUCUGGCUGUAGAUGAUGGACGUCCUCGGAGUCCGUCACCACCACCCCCUGAGGCGUAUUCGACUCACCCUGCAUAUAGCGGUGAUGCUCAUCGACCUUUGGUUAAUUUACCUAUCCCCAAACCAAUAGUUCGCUUGCCACCUAAGAUUAGCCAGCCCCCUCCGAAACCACCAACAUUCGCUUCCAUGGCGGCGACACCGUUGCGACCGCCGCACCCCUCUAUGAGCGCAACUUCUUGGCAGGAUCGUAUCAAUGGGCUCUUUGGCAAGGCGACUCCAGAGAAGAAGCAUAUUCUGGCUGUUGCGUCUGCAACCAAGGAACCCUUGGAUGUCCAAUCACAUUUGCAUCCGGCAGCCGUUUCAUUUCCUCAAAUUAGAGGAGUUGACGUUCGAGAUGUCGAAAUGGUGACUUCUAAGGAAGUUGAGGAAGAAGAAGCAAUUUUCGAAGACCGGGAAGCAGGUUCGCUGCCUGUUGUUCGUGUACCUGUCAUGGCACCGCCGAAUGCGUGGCAUGCAGCCCUCCCUCCGCCAGCUCGUCUUCGGCCCAAAGUUCUCAGACCCAUGCAGGUUCAUACCGUCGAGCCAUUCACUCCGGAAUUUCCCAAGAAAGAUGUGUCUGGAAAUUGGAAUAUCGUCGUCCAUAUUCCUGGAUGUGAUAACGUGGCUUCAGUAGCCUUGUCGAAAAAGCUUCCUUUGGCGACUUCACGAUCCAAAGGAAACACCACUUUCCGUACUCGCAAAAGCACCAAACCCAGGGAGCCGGGGACGAAAUACAAUGGUUCAAAUAACAAUAAACGACAGGGCUCGUCUUCCCACGUGAUCAAAAGCGGCGAAAACUAA
This is a messenger RNA of Talaromyces marneffei, 3975 nucleotides long. RefSeq lists its product as uncharacterized. NCBI's taxonomy places the organism in Eukaryota, Fungi, Ascomycota, Eurotiomycetes, Eurotiales, Trichocomaceae. The coding region runs from base 1 to 3975 and encodes 1324 amino acids. The record is from RefSeq and is a predicted model, not a curated record. The transcript is spliced from 4 exons.